CCAGACUGUAUUGUGUCGGCGUUCGCUGCGAAUGCCACAUUUAGACAAAUAGCAAAAUCAGAGUGUUGGGCUAACACAGCCAAAACCAGGACGAUUUGCAGGCUUCCACAGACCACUGACGCCGCUGUACGCCUCCCGACACGAACAAUAACCACGCAGCACCAUGUAUAGGCUAGCGGUGCGAGAUCAGUGCAAAUGUGCCCUGCAGCGUUCUCUGCAGCAGACCACGACAAACAACAGGCCGCUCAGCAGCGGCAGCAGCAGCAGCAGCAGCAGCAGCAGCGGGAGCAGUAACAACAACAGCAACAGCGGAAGUGGAAGCAGGGAGCAAGGUAGGCGAGGAUACUAUGGCCUACCGCCCCCACCGCAUAUGCGCGAAGCCGGCUUCGGUAAAGUGGUGCUCUUCGUCUCCCCGCUGGCCGCCGUUGGCGGAGUCAUUACCUACGCCAAGUACGACAUUGACUUCCGCAAAAUGGUCGAGGAUAAGGUUCCCGGUGCCGGUUCGGUCAUCAAGGUAGUUCUGCAGGAGGAGCCACCAUUCAAGGGGGUCACCCAGAGUGUCAACGACCAAAUCGAUAAGGUCAAGUCGGGCUUUAAUUCGGUCACCUCCUCUGUGGAUUCGGUUACCUCCAAGGUAACGGGUUUGUUUGGCGGCAGCAGCGGAGAUGACAAGCCGAAGAAGACCAAGGCAGAUUCCGUCAAAAGUGAGUCUGCACCAGAGAAGAAGUCAACGACGCCCCAGGCCAGCAAGACGGAAUCAAAACCAGCGGCGAAAGCGGAGAAGGUUGCUUUACCGCCUACGCCACCACCCAAGAAGGAAGAACCACUGCCUCGCGAAGUCGUUGAACUGGAGAAGGCCAUCGAGCUGUCAGCCGAGCUGGCAGUGAAGGAGUAUAACAACGCUAUAAGCGUGCUUAAGAGCUUUAACGACGAAGUACGCAAGGUGGUUGACAAGGCGGUAGAGAAUGGCGAGAACUCGCUGUGGACAACGCUAAGAAAUCGCGCUAGUGCUCGGGACACGGCAGUGGCCACAGCAGAGCGUGCGGCGCGUCAAGCCCAGGAGAAGAUUGUUGCCUGCGAGAUCGCCUUGAGUGCAGCUGCUACGGCGGAGAACAGCAAGAAGGUGGAGGCGGUGCGCGAUAAGAUCAAGAAGCUGGUGGAUCACAUAGCCAACGUCAAGGACGAGCUCUACCGGCACAAGGACACGGCCAGCGUGUCGGACAAGUACUGGCGCAAUGUGGAAAAGGCCCGCAACUAUUUUAUUGACGAGAUCGAGUCUAUCUUCCCCGGCUUAAGUCUGGCGGAUAAGCAACUUAACUUGUCAAAGGAGGACCUCGACUUGUUUAUCCUGCACGCCUAUUCCCAUGUGCUGGCCUACCAGAAGGAGCUGCAGCGUCUGCAAACCGAUGGCGAGCUUCGCUUGAAGCGUGCCAUUGACUCUGUACGCGGCGACAAUGAUUCGGAGGCGCUACGUGCCCAGCUGGAAUACCUUUUGGAAGCCGAGAGGCGCAAGUUGGCCGUGGAGAGCCAGAAGAAGAUCUUCCAGAUCCACGCCGAGUCUGACAAGCAGCUGCGUAUGCAGCUGAAGAAGCAGGCGGAGGCCCACACCGAUCACAUCAAGGAUAUCGUGGCUCAGCGGGAGACGGAUCUGACGCGCAGCUUUAAGCGGGAGUUGGAGGAUAAGUUGGCGGCCGAAAAGGCCAACUACAAGCUACAGCUGGCUGCCAUGCUUGGCAAGCUACGUGGCAUGGAUGCGGCUCUAGCGGAGCGUGCGGAUGCGGAGCGUACUGCCAAUCAGGCACAGGCCUUGUGGGCCGCCUGCCAAGCUCUGUGGGCUUCGGUGCGCUCUGCCACUCCUGGAGUGCACUACUCAGAGAAGCUGCGCCCUCUGAAGAACGAGAUCAAUGCCAUUGCCAAGGUGGCCAAAGGCGACGAUCUGGUGGCGGCUGUGCUGCAGAGCAUGCCGCAGGAGGCUCAGGAGCGUGGUGUCUAUCCCGAGGAUGCACUGCGCGAGCGUUUCCUCAACGUAGAGCGCGUAGCGCGUCGUCUGGCCCUGGUGCCGGAAGAGGGAGCCAGCCUGCCCAUCUAUUUACUGUCCUAUCUUCAAUCGCUGUUCAUCUUGCGACCCGAUAAUCCCAUUUCCAAGGACGAACUCGAGAACAAACCUUUCGACUACAGCAAACUGGACACCUACGAUAUCCUAAACCGGGCCAGGUACCACGUGGAUCGCAGCGACUUCCUGCAGGCGCUAAAGUACUUGAAUCUGCUGCAGGGUGCGUCCCGCAAAAUAGCCGGGGAGUGGAUGAAGGAGGCACGCCUCAUGCUGGAGACGCAGCAGGCGGCUAACACCCUGAUGGCCCACGCUGCUGCCAGUGGCCUGUUGUAUUUGUAGACUACGUCCC
Molecule: messenger RNA, 2402 nt
Organism: Drosophila serrata
Lineage: Eukaryota; Metazoa; Arthropoda; Insecta; Diptera; Drosophilidae
Gene: Mitofilin
Product: inner membrane mitochondrial protein mitofilin
Biological process (GO): cristae formation
Cellular component (GO): MICOS complex
Source: RefSeq, a predicted model, not a curated record